UAAGCAUGCUAUUGUUUCAACCUAUUGAUACUGGUCUUAAUAAUGAUGGAGGAACAUAUACCUGUCAAAUGAUCAUCAAUUCUGGUAACUCACUAAUAGCAUCAAGUCAAGCUAGUACAACUCAUACUGUUACUGUUGAAAGUCUUCCUCCAAUGACAGUAAAUUUCUCAUCAGUUGGUUCAGUUGAAUUUGGUCAGAGUCUAACUAUAACAUGUACCAUAACAACCGUUAAGAGAUUAGUAGUAACACCAAUGGUUACUGUCAUUAAAAUGAAUGAUACAGAUAUGGAAAUCCUCUCUAACUUAAAUAGACCAUACAGUAUCACAACAGAUGAUACUGGUUCAGUUACUAACUAUACUCUAAUACUGGAUCCAGUGAGGUUUGAAGAUGCUGGAAUGUAUACAUGUAUGGCUGAGUUUAAUGUAACUGGUUUUAAUAAUACCAAUGAUCCUAACACUGCUACUUAUGAUUAUCAAGAGGCUAGUGAUAGUUUUCUCUUGACUGUUGUCUUACCUUUACCACAAGUGUCUAUAUCUCCUGAUGAUAAUUCUCCUUUUAUUCGUGGAACUGUUAGAACUGUUAGCUGUUCUGUUGUUUUUACUUCUCCUUUACCUACUAAUCCUAAUGUUUCAUUUACUGUCUUCAAAGAUGAUAUCCAAUUGUCAUUUGUGAACAGUUCCAGAGUAAUAGCAGUUCAGACUGGAACUACUGGCGCUCUUACCUUUCAACCACUCAAUUUCUCUGAUGCUGGUAAUUAUACAUGUACUGCUACAGCAAGAGAUGAUGCUAAUAAUCCAUUAAUAAUACCAAGCAGUGCUUCUGAUGAAUAUAUUGCUACUGUACAAGCCAUUCCUGUUCCUAAUAUCACAUUCACUACUACUAUUGGUAGAUCACUGGGAGAGAGUUUAACUCAUAAUUGUACAGUUGAUGUGCUAGAUGACCUAUACAAUAUUAAUGUUACCAGCAGUAUAGUAAGAAAUGGAGAACUCAUUACUAGUACUACUGGAUCUGGUGAUACUACAGCAAUGAUUAGAAUUAAUUCAUUAAAGUCAUCUGAUGCUGGAGACUAUCAAUGUAUUUUUAAUAUCACUCAACCUGAUAUAGACUAUGAAUUUAAUGGAAUAGAAUCUGCCCAAGUGAUAUUAACAGUACCAACUCCUUCAGUUAUUGUUGAACAUAAUGCUACUGGGCAUUUAGUAGAUGGAGAACUAGCAGAAGGACAGUUUCUUGAUAUUAUGUGUAUAGCUGACAUCAGUCAAUAUAUUGAUACUAGUGUUAGUGUUACUAUGAGUUGGAGGAGAAAUAACACUGUACUGACCAAUGGAAGUGAUUUUACUAUCAGUCCUCCAGUUAUGACUAGUAAUCAGUACACUGGUGUGUUACGUAUUAAUAGUUUAAGAGAUGAGCUUGAUAAUGGUGCUAGUUAUAAUUGUUCAGUUAGUGUGACUCCUAAUACUCCUUUUAUAAUAGCAGGGAAUGAUAAUAGCAGUGCAGUUACAUUAACUGUAGCAAGGUUUGAUAUCAAUCAUGUUGAUAUAAGUAUCAAUAUUCCUUCUGUUCCUGUUGCUGGUGAUUUAUUCAAUUUAUCUUGUGUCAUAGUUGUACCUCCUAAUUUUGUGGAGAAUCUUACUAGUGUCAGAUGGACUUAUGAUUUAGAAGCAUCUCAAGAUGUGACUAGUGAAAACGAUGAUGCUACACUAGUACCUGUUGUUAGAAAUGGAAAUAUAUUCACCAGUGUACUUACACUUGAUCCAGUGAAGACAACUGAUGCUAGACAGUAUUACUGUCAAGCAACAAUUCUAGUAUUUGGUACUGUAGAUCGUACUAACAGAGAUUUAACUGUUAAAAUAUCUCCUCCCAGUGUAUCAAUAGUUGCUAAUCCUCCAACUGGUCCAAUAUAUGAGAGUACAAGUUACUUACUAACUUGUACAGCUACAGUAAACACUACAAUAGUGAAUACACCAGUAACUGCUAGUGUAGUAUGGACUGAUCCUAGUGGUAAUGUAAUACCAACUAAUGAAUCAAGACGUCAAGUGAUACCUCCAACUGGUAACAGUCUUGUAAGCAUGCUAUUGUUUCAACCUAUUGAUACUGGUCUUAAUAAUGAUGGAGGAACAUAUACCAGUCAAAUGAUCGUCAAUUCUGGUAACUCAUUAAUAGCAUCAAGUCAACCUACUGAUACUACCCUUCCUGUUAUUGUUGAAAGUCUUCCUCCAAUGACAGUAGAUUUCUCAUCAGUUGGUUCAGUUGAAGUUGGUCAGAGUCUAACUAUAACAUGUACCAUAACAACAGUUGAGAGAUUAGUAGUAACACCAUUGAUUAAUUUCACCAAAAUGAAUGGGAUAAAUUUUGAAAUGCUCUUUAACUUAAAUAGACCAUACAGUAUCACAAGAGAUGAUACUGGUUCAGUUACUAACUAUACUCUAAUACUGGAUCCAGUGAGGUUUGAAGAUGCUGGAAUCACUGCUACUUAUGAUUCUCAAGAUGAUAGUGAUACCUUUAAUUUAACUUUUGACUUCCCUCCAGUGCUUGUUACUAUAUCAAAGGAACGUGAUGAUACAUUAUAUGCAGGGACACCAUUCUUCAUUAAAUGUGACAUAAUGUUAGAUCCAUUAGUUACUAUACCAGUGACUGUCACUAAUCAAUGGACACAUGAUGGUACUAAUGUUCCUAUGGGUUCAUCUGAUGCUACUAUUACUGAGGGUCUCAAUAUGAUCAAUACAUUACAUUAUAAUGCAACAUUAAUGUUCUAUCCAUUGGAUAAUGCUGAUGAUAGUGGAGUGUAUACUUGUAAUGUUAAAGUGACUGCUCCUAAUAGUUACAUGUAUCUCAGGAAUACAUCAGCUAAUGCUAAUACUUCUAUUGCAGUAAAUGCUGCUCCAGUGCCAGUAGUAGAGAUAGUAACUAUGGGUAUUGCUGAACCUGGUGAAGAAUACAUGUUAAAUUGUACAGUGACAGUUGUUGAUAGACUCAUAGUCUCACCAGUGAUAACAUGGACUAAGAGAUCAGCUAACAAUGUUAUUAGUGUACCUCCAGUUCUUAUGACUGUAUCUAAUGUAAUGAGUUCUCUUUAUUUGAGAUUCUCUUCUCUCAAUACUUCUGAUGCUGGUCUGUAUACUUGUGAAGCCUCCAUUAAUAUUAGUCAAAUAUCCAUGGUAGCAAGGAGUAAUGAAUCUUGGAAUUUACAAUUAAAAAGUAAGCAGUACUAA
Messenger RNA from Amphimedon queenslandica, 3209 nucleotides. Its product is annotated as mucin-3A-like. Bases 6 to 3209 code for a protein of 1067 amino acids. NCBI's taxonomy places the organism in Eukaryota, Metazoa, Porifera, Demospongiae, Haplosclerida, Niphatidae. Gene Ontology annotation, cellular component: plasma membrane; cell-cell junction. Gene Ontology annotation, molecular function: cell adhesion molecule binding. Gene Ontology annotation, biological process: cell-cell adhesion. The transcript is spliced from 11 exons. The record is from RefSeq and is a predicted model, not a curated record.